This is a messenger RNA of Sarcophilus harrisii (Tasmanian devil), 547 nucleotides long. Its product is annotated as keratin-associated protein 19-5-like. NCBI's taxonomy places the organism in Eukaryota, Metazoa, Chordata, Mammalia, Dasyuromorphia, Dasyuridae. The coding region runs from base 28 to 225 and encodes 65 amino acids. The record is from RefSeq and is a predicted model, not a curated record. The transcript has a single exon.
CCUUCCAAAUCUUUGAAUCUUGACACAAUGAGCUACUAUGGUAGCUACUAUGGGGGCCUGGGCUAUGGCUAUGGCUCUGGUUAUGGCUGCGGAUGUGGCAGUUUCCGUGGCUUAGGCUAUGGUUAUGGAGGCUGUGGCUAUGGAGGCCUGGGCUAUGGUGGCUAUGGCUAUGGCUGCUGCCGUCCAUCUUGCUGUGGAAGGUAUUCUUCCUAUGGCUUCUUCUGAAAAACUCCUUGCUGUUGAACCUUCUUGGAAUCCUUGUUCCUCCCUGAUUUGGACUAAUUCCAUAGCCUUGUCACCUUCCAUCUACAUCUGUAGCCACAUCACAUGGGAGGACUACAGCACCAGAGUCGUAGAAUCCCCAUGAUCUCUCAGGGCAGGAAAGUGGCAGGGACCACAAAGCAGCAUGAUCUGUCUUAUGGAAAAUGAUGCAGAAUCUCGUCUUUUAUGAGAGAGAUUCUUCUAACAACAACUCAUUUCCAGCAAGUUUUCUUAGCUCUAAUACACCAUGGCUCAGGUUUCUUUUAUUAUUUUCUAAUAAACUUGU